Messenger RNA from Anopheles coustani, 1199 nucleotides. Its product is annotated as ankyrin repeat domain-containing protein 39. The record is from RefSeq and is a predicted model, not a curated record. Gene Ontology annotation, molecular function: protein binding. The coding region runs from base 289 to 861 and encodes 190 amino acids. NCBI's taxonomy places the organism in Eukaryota, Metazoa, Arthropoda, Insecta, Diptera, Culicidae. The transcript has 3 exons.
UGUGCCGACGCUUGGCUGGAGAAGAAAAGUUAGGACAUAGUAUUUAUUAAAACUGUUACUCAAACAGUGUUUAGAUUACGAUACACGCAUUAGAACCCAUCGAAAAGAUUUUAACGUAUCGUAGCCAUCUUUCGAUGUGCGGAAACGGUCAAAGGGACGUUUUGUUAAUGGCACGCCGCCUGUUGCUUCACGCUUGCUUCAAUCUGCAAAAGACGACCUGAGUAAACGCUUCGGUUCGGUGAACAAAUUUGCUUCAAGGUGGAAGACCUCAUUUCAUCCUUUUCCAAAAUGGAGUCCAAGCGCAAAGAAGGAGGCCAUGGAGAUUGCCAUGAUCAUAGCAACUGCACUCCGAGUAAUACCGAAGCUGUACAGUCUUUGAGUGAAUUGGAUUUUGAUCGUGGAAUAUGGAGUGCAGCAAUGAAUAAUGAGCUCGAUCGCUUACGUACGCUAAUAACCAAAGGACACCUGCACGACCGAGAUAGCUGCGGCUACACCGCACUUCAUUACGCCGCCCGCAGUGGCCAUCGGGAUGCCUGCCAGUUGCUUCUUUCCGGCGGCCUCGGAGUGGAUGAGGUAACGAACGGUGGCGUGACGGCGUUGCAACGUGCCGCUAUGAUGGGCCAUGAGCAGAUUGUUCGGUUGCUGCUUUCGCACAAAGCGAAUCCAUCGCUUCGGGACAGCGAUGGAAGGACGGCGUUACAUCGGGCGGCCGAAGGAGGCCACCUUGCGUGCUGCCAGCGAUUGGUGGAACAGAAUCCAGCCCUGCGCCAGACCGAGGACGCACGACACCAGAAGCCGAUCGAUCUCGUGCGAGAUCAUCGUAGCAACGCCGAUGAGCUAAGACGCCUGCUGGGAUGUUAACUUCCGGUUCCCGGACACUUUUUUAAGCCAUUCUGAAUGUACAAAACGCCGUUCAUGUAUGCACCCAAAGAGGAUCUUUCUUUUUAAAAGCACCUCCGUCGGACUCGCCCUGCUGGUCCGGUAGUCUUCCCUAUCUAGUGGUUUUGUUUGUGUACGCUUAAGCGCUUGCUUUUGAAAGGUAAUUCGAACGCGAAGGAAGAAACGCGGUCAAAAUGGAAUUUUACAUCGAGUGUCGCACAAAAAGAUGUUUUAGUCAAAAUGUUUAAAAGUUGUAAUAGACAAUUAUUUAAAAAAUAAAUAAAGUGAACAUUAUCUGACUUCCUGUAAUACCCCAAUUA